Molecule: messenger RNA, 270 nt
Organism: Pyricularia oryzae 70-15
Lineage: Eukaryota; Fungi; Ascomycota; Sordariomycetes; Magnaporthales; Pyriculariaceae
Exons: 2
Coding region: 1-270 (89 amino acids)
Source: RefSeq, a predicted model, not a curated record
AUGUCCCUUACCUUGCUAGGUAUUCACCACGCCGCUCCCGCUCCGCUGACGCCUUCCAAGAUAGCAACGCGAUCAGGUAAAGUAUUUAAGGAUGUCUUGUUUGUCUCCGCGUCCGCGUGUCCGCGUAUCGGCGUCCUGCGGGAACCCGCGGGCCGCGGGCCGUGUGCGCCAGAGCAUUUGUGUCAGUGUCAAUCCAGCAGCAAGCACAUGCUCUCAACAAAAAUGCCGGCGUCUGAUACCGACUCUAAUCAGACCGCAUUUGAGACGUGA